This is a messenger RNA of Talaromyces proteolyticus, 378 nucleotides long. RefSeq names its product glycoside hydrolase. The record is from RefSeq and is a predicted model, not a curated record. The transcript has a single exon. Gene Ontology annotation, cellular component: membrane; endoplasmic reticulum. NCBI's taxonomy places the organism in Eukaryota, Fungi, Ascomycota, Eurotiomycetes, Eurotiales, Trichocomaceae. Gene Ontology annotation, biological process: N-glycan processing; carbohydrate metabolic process. Gene Ontology annotation, molecular function: calcium ion binding; mannosyl-oligosaccharide 1,2-alpha-mannosidase activity. The coding region runs from base 1 to 378 and encodes 125 amino acids.
AUGUGGGAUGAGGCACUCGCUGGAAUCCAAAAACAUCUGAUUACCUCAACGAAGCAUUCGAAAUUGCAGUUUGUUGCCGAGCUACCAACCGGAAUUGGUAGCAAAUUAUCCCCCAAGAUGGACCAUCUGGUCUGCUUCCUGCCUGGGUCCAUCGCACUAGGUGUAACAGGUGGACUUGCGAUAGCAGAAGCACGAAAGAUCCAUGGUUGGAGUGAAAGGAAAGAGAAGCAGAUGAAACUUGCGCAAGAGCUUAAGAAGACAUGCUGGGGAAUGUACAAAGUCACUGAAACCGGACUGACGCCUGAGAUUGCCUGGUUCGAAGCUGAUGAUGCAGACCUCCAAUUUACUCUAUUUCCUGGGGUGUUGAGUCAUCUUUAA